AUGGGCUCUCUCAAUCCAGAAGAAUACAAACAGGCUGUGGCCUCCCUGUCAGAAGAUUGGAACGCCCUCCCAUAUGAAGACAAAUCCGCCUAUGAGAUCCAAGCCCAAUUUGAAGAGCUUGCACGGUGUGAACUGAAGGGUUUGCCAUUAGGUGUGAAAGGGGAGCCCAAGACACAGCUGGAAGAGUCAGUGGGGACGAGUGCAUUGAAGAAGUUAUCCAUGGGCAGGCUGCGCCACAAUUUCAGCAAUCUCGAUAGUGAUCCUUUGUGGUCAAAGCCAGCCCAACUUGGUACUGGAGCUUUAAAGCAGCAGUUCAUUGACAUGGAGACGCCCCUUGCUGACUGUCAGGCCUUCCUUAGAGAGCGCUUUCAUUCCACUACCCUCAGCCCCAUGCUCGCUGACAAGGGGCCCAUGACAGAGCAGGGAACUGACAGGGAAGAUGAAGUCCAGGAUGACCCAAGUUGCAUUACGUGUGACAAACUGUGCCAUACGAGGUUUGGAGGCGUGUGCGAGAAGUCUAAGCGCCGGAUGUUGUCUUCAAAGCUGCCAGAAGUUUUUGGCAGGGCACUGAUUGAUCAUCAUUUGAAAGUUGGCCACCUCCUGCUGUUGAAAACAGAGGCAGAUGACUUCUUAGGGUUUCUUGGGGUUUGCAUGAAAAGGCCACGGUUACACAUUCUGAUCGAAGCAACAGCGGAUCCAGUCACAAAUGAGGUUCAGCUGGUAGACCCACGAUUGUUUUGGACUAGCCACCAGCUUUUUGAGAGAAUGGUUGUGGACGAACAGAGCAAAUGUGUGACAGUUGAGGUGUUCAAGUACGCGUUGGUUCUGGAAAAUGAUGUUUUGAAAAUAUGCCUGGGCGCUUCUGUCAAUACUUUCAAGCUGGACCCAUCUACAAAGGUUCAUGUCCGGAAGAAGCAGCUGAGGCUGCCGUUUGGGUUGAAAUCAAAGAGAGAGCCAAAACGCAGGGCAAAGCGUGCAGCAAAGCCCACAAAAAAGAAAGGAAACAGGAAACAGAAGCAGAACGCCCCAGUUGCCGUUGAGAGUGAGCAACCUUUGGGCUCAAAAAGCCCAGGCCCAUUGCCUUCAAGUUCGUCCACCAAUUCCACUUCCUCCUCCUCUUCAAGUAGCUCAAGAUCAGACACAGAGAGCGGUGGGGAGGUGGAGGAGCCCCUGCCCUUUUCAGAUGAUGUUGUCAAAGAGGAAAAGAGGGCCCGCGCCAUCGUUGAGAGACAUGAUGCCCUUGUUGCUGCUCAGGUAAAUUUGCAGGCCACACAGCCUGACCAGCCUGACCAACCGGGAUCUUUGCCUUCUUCAUCCUCAACUGGCCCAAGCGCUGUUAGGUCUCACGCAGAAUCCAAACAACUGGCUUCACAGCAGAUGCCCAAAGCCCAGGCAUCCACAGCAGUGAAAGGUAAAUUUGGUAAAACGUUUUUUUCCAAAGACCUUGGCGUGUCAGACAUCUCGCAUGCUGCUUCUGCCAGGUCCACCUGUUUUUUCUGUGGGGGCAGGAUUCAGAAAGGAUCCGUACGUUUCUGCUGGUACCACAGCACUGUCAAGCCCAGUGUUUGGGUCCAUGCCAUGUGUUUGCAGCAUUUGAUUGCCAGAGAUGGCUAUCUAGCACACAGUCGAAAACAAAUGAAUGCUUUGCAGCGAGUGGGCAAUUUAGAGCCUAGCCUCCAAGAGGCCCUGGCUGGCGCCUUAGCCGCCCUGCCCAAGCAAUAA
Cladocopium goreaui is the source of this 1722-nucleotide messenger RNA. Lineage: Eukaryota; Dinophyceae; Suessiales; Symbiodiniaceae. The record is from the annotation of a GenBank genome assembly.